Messenger RNA from Acanthochromis polyacanthus (spiny chromis), 1385 nucleotides. It is a transcript of the gene med9, whose product is annotated as mediator complex subunit 9. Gene Ontology annotation, cellular component: mediator complex. Gene Ontology annotation, biological process: regulation of transcription by RNA polymerase II. The coding region runs from base 44 to 343 and encodes 99 amino acids. Gene Ontology annotation, molecular function: transcription coregulator activity. The transcript has 2 exons. The record is from RefSeq and is a predicted model, not a curated record. NCBI's taxonomy places the organism in Eukaryota, Metazoa, Chordata, Actinopteri, Pomacentridae.
GGUGCACAACGUAAGCACUCUGCGCCGGGAAGCAGGUACAGCAAUGGCGGGGCUUCCAACAAAGCUCGAAAAAGAGGGCGAGGAUUGUUCUUUGCUGCCUUUAGUUCAUGAUAUUAUCAAAUGCAUGGACAAGGACAGUCAGGAUGUCCAUCAAGAACUGGCUAAACUGAAGGCAAAGAUUCAGGAGGCUCGGGAGCAGAUCUCCAACAUGCCCGGGACAGACAGCAGUCCCCUGGAGCAGCAGCAGCAACUGGCCACGCUGCGGGAGCAGGUCCGCACCAAGAACCAGCUGCUGCAGAAAUAUAAAAGUCUAUGCAUGUUUGAUGUGCCGAAAGUAUCAUGAGACACAGGACUGGAUUGCUACGCUGCCUGGAGAAAGCCGAGGAACAGUCCAAAUGCAGAUAAGACUUUUAAGAGCACAGGAUGGACGGUUGAUGAAGAGGAACUGCUUCUUAUUUUCUCAGAUGCAUCAUACUGCGGGAUGUUUUUUUUGUCAGACAAUGUCCUAUUUUGUCCUUGCUUUUUUUUGUUGUUGUUUUGCAUUGCAAGAAUGCAAAUUUGGAUUUGUAGUGUUUUUCUUCUUAACACACACACAUAUAUUGUAAUAAUUUAUUGAAUUAUAUCUGUUUUAAAAUGAGGUUGGGGAGAUUUGUUGUUCCAAGACAUCUCUGCAGUAAAACGAACAUCAUGAAACAACCAAGUAUGCAAUACAUAAGAAUUGAUAAUGUACUAAUGGAAAGUGGGGUCAUAGACCAGAAGUAAGUACUGUGCCACACAUAUGAAAUGCAGAGUUAACAACAUUGCUGUCCUACUCCUCCUGUGGAACUUGAAGUUGACAGGAUCACAUCGCAGUAUGUACAUUCAAAACAUUAGGUUUCAGUCUGUCCGUUGUACUUGGGUGUCUGAAAUGAACUCUGAGACAGCAAAUCAUAGAUUUGUGAACAUUCAAGUGCCUGGCUAAAACCUCAACUAACAUGACAGCAUCCAGAAUACCAGCAGCCUGUUCUCAUUUUUCUUCUCUCAUCUUUGCCAUUUUUUCACUUGAAUAAAGCUGCAUUUUGAGGUAGCUUUUUAUAGUCAUUGGUCAGGGUAAUGUCUGUGUACUGGUCAUGUUGUCUGAUCAUUGUCCUUUAAAGCUGCACCUGCAUAGGUUGUGGAUUAAGUCAUUGUUCAAGAAUUUGUUACCACUUGAGCAGCUAAAAAAAUAUUUGAGCACAAUUGGCUAAAUUCAUCCCAUUCAAGGUCUACCAAUAGAGUUUAGAUUUUAAAAUUUCUCGCAGUAAAAAAGACUAUGUGCAUGCUACAUUCAGAUUUAAUUUUGUAUGACAUUUCUUGUCUUGCAUUAUUCAUAUUUUGUAAUUAAAUUACUUCUUUAAGAGCUACAA